Ixodes scapularis (black-legged tick) is the source of this 1410-nucleotide messenger RNA. RefSeq lists its product as uncharacterized. The coding region runs from base 1 to 1395 and encodes 464 amino acids. Lineage: Eukaryota; Metazoa; Arthropoda; Arachnida; Ixodida; Ixodidae. The transcript has 3 exons. The record is from RefSeq and is a predicted model, not a curated record.
AUGUGGAACUGGUCCAAGGACUCGAACAUGUGUCUUGUGCGAGCCGUCGUUCUUCCUUCGAUGAAGAAAGUCCCGUACACCGCAACAGCGUGGUUCAGUAGGGAGACCGGCGUCAUCGAGGGUGGCACAUGCGAAUGCGUCGCGGGCCGGAGCCAGAGCUGCCAGCAUGUUGCGGUUGUGCUUCUCUCUGCGGAAGAAAGCUGCAGCAAGAACCAGACCUCCUGCACCGACGUCCCCUGUGCUUGGAUUGUGCCAUCAGAAGCAAAGAAGCCUGCCGCUCUGAUGCCCCUGACGGACCUCACGUUCCGCAAGUUCGUCAUCAACAAGCCCGGAUCUGUCAAGCGAAAGCGAUCGUUUGACCCCUGCGAGUCAGUUUCUCCUGCCUCAUCCUCAUCCGCAUCCAGAAACCUUGAAAGGCUGAAAGCAAGACUGACUGCGGCAACUCCUGACAUGCUCUGGCUGAGGUACGCUGGUGGUGCCUGCCAGGCAGUGCCGCCCAGGCCACCGUUGCCCAUCUGCGACGACGAGGACCUCUGGGCAACUUCUGCUUCAGACACCGUGCAGGCGCACAUGGCUUCGCUUCCAGUGUUGUCGUGUCAAGAGAGGGGACAGAUCACUGCAGACACUGUAGGGCAGGCUGACAACCCAAGGUGGCACAAAGAAAGAGUGGGUCGCGUAACUGCAUCGCAGUUCGCAGCUGCAGUGCGCUGUAAAAAGCCAGACUACUUGCUCAAGCGGAUGCUUUACCCCAAGCCGGGCGCUGUGAGUGAGGCGAUGACGUAUGGGAGGGAGCACGAACCAGACGCUGUGGCCUCCUAUGUGCAGCUCUUGACGUUGGCCGACAUUGAAGUUGAAGUACGCGGAACCGGACUGCAUUUGCACCCACAGUACAAUUUCAUUGGUGCCUCACCCGACAGAAUCGUCACGGUAGCUGGUGACGAGGGCCUUCUUGAGGUAAAGUGUCCCCUUUCGCAGAAAGGAAAGACGGUCCUGGAAGCCGCCAAGCUGAAAAACUUCUGCUGCGAAGUUGUUGGACUUGAGGUGCGACUGAAGAGGAAGCAUCCAUACUUCUUCCAAGUGCAAGGUCAAAUGGCGGUGACUGGGCACAAGUGGUGCCACUUUGUCAUCUGGACAGAGGACCCGGAGGACACAGAGUCUAAAGGGAUGACGCAUAUCGAGACGAUAGACUUUGAUGAGAAGUUCUUUGAUGAAGAAGUACUACCAGGGCUUCUGCACUUCUCUAAACACGCCCUUUUCCCAGAAAUGUUGACACGGCGCCUUAGGCGACUAGGUACACUUACCAAGAAGUAUGUGUCCUACAAGCAGUGGCUCGCUGGAUUCUACGUUGUCCAUGACGGUGAGGGAUUGAAGAAGAGUUUUAGAAAGCUGAGGUGAUCUGCGGCUCAUGUG